AUUGAAUAAUUACAGUGCAUAAUAUCAACAUUGAAGUUGAAAUUGAUUUUUCAGCCGAACUUAGUGAAACUUGACUUUGCAUGAUAUAUUUAGAAUACGGCCCUAAAAACACCCCUAAACAUUAGAGUGCCCCAAAGGAGUGUCUCUUCCAUAUGGUACUUUGAGGUUCUGUCACGGAUGAGUGAGAAAGAGAAGAAGAGCAAAAAAAGAAAAUCCUAACCUCACAAGAAAGGUCAAAAAUAUAGUUGUUAGAAUACAAAAUGAGAACUUGAAACCGAGUAAAAUAAGGAAACAGGUACUAAAAAAGCACAUUUUUGUUAGCCGUCAAAUCUAAUCCGUUUGAGAAGUUAUACAAAAUUGUAAAUAUGAACCAAGCAGAUGUCUCCAAAUUAGUCUCCCAAUUGAAAACUCGAUUAAAUCCAAGACUAAGAAAAUUCAGAUGUCCUGGGGGACCUGAGGAAAGGUUGAAUAAAUUGAGAAAGACCGUUACGGCUCUAGUAAAACAUGAAAGAAUCGAACUUAACUAUCCUAGAGCUGACGAAUCAAGGAUGUAUGCUGAGAGAUUAAUUUCUGAUGCAAUUCGUUAUGGAGACUGUCAUAGAGCAACCAUGGAAAUGGCAGACUACUGGUUAGUGGAAAAACAACUGGUACAUAAAUUAUUCAAAGUUCUCGUACCACGAUAUGAAAAUUACAAUGUAGCCUUCACUAGAUUGUUGAGGGCACCUAAACCGUAUCCUGGUGAUAAACACCUGAAGGCAGUUUUAGAGUUACGUGGAAACCCUUACCCUUCGCUGUUGCCAGAUACUUAUAAAAAUCGAAAUUUACUACACAACGUUUUAUUAGAUGAGGCAAAAAGGGCUUAUAGAGCCGAAAAGUACAAAGAAAUUGUUAGUAAAAUUGAUGCAAAUAUAAAAAAGAAUGAAGAUAUUAAAGCCGACAGGAAGAAUCAACCUGAUGUCACCAAAAAGGAAUCAGUAGAUUCUGAAACCGUUCAUGAAAACGUAGGUGAAUCAAUUACCGAAAAGGCAGACGAUAUGAAAUCCAGUGAAAAAGUACUUGAAGAAACUGGCAAUAAAACAAAUUAGAAGCGAAACAAAUCAUAAUAUCAAACCAUGCCUGAAAACUGUAUUGAGCAGAAAUACAUAUGGACUUUAAAAUGAAUAUUUUGAAAUGAAAUCUCGAAAUAUUCCUCUCUCCCAAAUACCUACACUGUAGGUUGUGGUAAAUGUCUGGCCGAAAACAACUACUUCCCUGGCUAAUACCAUGCUUGAUGAAUAUCCGCGUUUAUGUAAGAUACCUUACAGAGGUUAGUCUCGCAGAUAUUUCUUAUUCGUUCAGCAACAGGACCAUGUUGAAAUUAUUCAAGUAGAUCACAUACGGACAGAAUAAUUUCAGCAAGGUCAUGCUGCUGGAUAAACGCGAAACAUCCUCGCAACUAACCUCUGUAAGGUAUCUUGCAUAAAUAUCCAAUAUCCAGUGUGGUAUUAGCCAGGGAUGUAGUUGUCUUACGGCAGGCAUUCAUCAGAAUCCAUGGUAUAGGUAUUUGGGAGAGAUGAAUAUUGCGAGAUCUUAUUUCAAAAUAUAUAUCCAUGUGAGUGAUUUUGACUAUAACUGCUCGGAACAUUAAGUUUCAGAUAAAAACGGUUCAAGUUACAAAUUGUGAUUUUUACUAAUACGAUCUGUGAAGAGUA
This is a messenger RNA of Leptinotarsa decemlineata (Colorado potato beetle), 1691 nucleotides long. RefSeq names its product mitochondrial ribosomal protein L17 (gene mRpL17). Gene Ontology annotation, molecular function: structural constituent of ribosome. Gene Ontology annotation, biological process: translation. Gene Ontology annotation, cellular component: ribosome; mitochondrial large ribosomal subunit. The record is from RefSeq and is a predicted model, not a curated record. Lineage: Eukaryota; Metazoa; Arthropoda; Insecta; Coleoptera; Chrysomelidae.